Messenger RNA from Lactuca sativa (garden lettuce), 1805 nucleotides. RefSeq names its product Galactose oxidase/kelch repeat superfamily protein. The record is from RefSeq and is a predicted model, not a curated record. Gene Ontology annotation, molecular function: protein binding. NCBI's taxonomy places the organism in Eukaryota, Viridiplantae, Streptophyta, Magnoliopsida, Asterales, Asteraceae.
CUGAUAAACAGAACAUAAGGUCACAGGCUCAAGUUAUGGCAGACUGAGUAACAGAGAUACCAAGAAUUUUGGUGCCCGAUGUUUGGAUUUUGAUAUCCUGCAAACGAUAUCCCUCAAUUUCUCUACCUGUAUUCCACAAAAAACCCUAAUUCUUAUAACCAUCGACUUUUACCAGGUCACCAUGGAUCAGUGAUAUAUCAGUUAAACUAUCUAUUGAUACCUUCAUCCUCAUACACAUAACUUUGAUGGGUGGCUUACUGAGUGUAAGCAGUUGUAAACAAACGGAAACCUUUCAUGUUUCAAAAUCCGAAUCCAGCAAGAGGCAAAAAACAUCAUCAACCAUUUGGGAUGACAACCCUAGAUUAAUCCCCAAUCUCCCCGAUGAAAUCUCACUUGAAAUCCUCGCAAGACUUCCAAGAAUCUGCUACUUAAAUGUAAAAGCAGUCUCACGAAGCUGGAAACUUGCAAUAACAAGUCCCGAAAUUUACAAAGUCAGAAAAGAACUAAAAACAACCGAAGAAUGGCUCUACAUAUUAACAAAAACUCAAGGCGAUAGACUUUUAUGGCAUGCAUUCGACCCAAUUUCCAAAAAAUGGCAAAAACUACCCCCGAUUCCUGAUCUUCCAUUCGAAGAUGAAAACAAAUCAUCUGGUUUUCGAGUGUGGAACAUGGUAGGAUCAAGCAUAAGAAUUGCAGAUGCAGUUAGAGGAUGGCUUGGAAGAACCAACGGCCCAGAUCAAAUCCCGUUUUGUGGGUGUGCAAUCGGAGCCGUUGAUGGAUCUCUUUACAUGUUAGGAGGUUUUUCAAGAUCAAGUGCAAUGAAUUCGGUUUUCAAAUAUGACCCGAUUUUAAAUUCUUGGAGUGAAUCAAGCUCAAUGUUAGUUGGAAGAGCUUAUUGUAAAACCGGUGUUUUGAACAACAAACUUUUUGUAGUUGGUGGUGUUAGCAGAGGAGGUGGCGGUUUAACCCCGCUCCAAUCAGCGGAAGUUUUCGACCCGAAAACCGGGUUAUGGUCGGAAAUUCCAAAUAUGCCCUUUUCAAAAGCACAAGUGUUACCAACCGCUUUUUUAGCUGAUUUACUUAAACCAAUUGCAACCGGAUUAACAACUUAUCGUGGGAAAUUAUACGUUCCUCAAAGCUUAUAUUGUUGGCCUUUUUUCGUUGAUGUUGGUGGUGAAGUUUAUGAUCCGGAAUUGAAUUCCUGGGUUGAUAUGCCGGUUGGAAUGGGAGAAGGGUGGCCCGCAAAACAAGCCGGGACUAAAUUGAGUGUGAUUGUUGAUAAUGAUCUUUAUGCUUUGGAUCCUUCGAGUUCUUUAGAAAGUGCUAGAAUUAAAGUUUAUGAUCAUGUUGAAGAUUCUUGGAAAGUGGUUGAAGGUGAUGUUCCGAUUCGGGAUUUUGCGGAAUCGGAAUCACCGUAUUUGCUCGCGGGGUUGUUGGGGAAGCUUCAUGUUGUUACGAAAGAUGGGAAUCAGAAUAUUGCGGUGAUGCAGGCUGGGAAACGGAAUGGUGAUUCCGGAGAUGGGAUUGAAUCGGAAUUGAAUGUUUGGAAUGUGAUUGCUUCGAGGAGUUUCGAGUCUACUGAGCUUGUGAGCUGUCAGAGUCUUGAUAUAUAGUUAUGGAUUUGGGGCCCACUGUAUCAGUGUGUUUGCUGGUAAGUUUGUAUGUUUUGAAAUUGUUUAUAUGGUUGUGUUCUUUUACAUGAGGAUUUUCAAGAUGUAAAUAAUGACUCUUUGUGUUUUGUAAACUUCUUUAAUUCGAUAACAAACUUUACCAUAUUAAUCCACAAAAAUGUGUUUUACGUUGCC